Molecule: messenger RNA, 2532 nt
Organism: Ixodes scapularis (black-legged tick)
Lineage: Eukaryota; Metazoa; Arthropoda; Arachnida; Ixodida; Ixodidae
Product: DNA polymerase delta catalytic subunit-like
Exons: 1
Coding region: 1-2532 (843 amino acids)
Biological process (GO): DNA replication proofreading; base-excision repair, gap-filling; nucleotide-excision repair, DNA gap filling
Cellular component (GO): delta DNA polymerase complex
Molecular function (GO): 3'-5'-DNA exonuclease activity; DNA binding; DNA-directed DNA polymerase activity
Source: RefSeq, a predicted model, not a curated record
AUGGCUAUUCCCAACGUUUCCAGGUCCCCCUACACCCACUACCACAAGUACGCCAGUGGUCGCAUCGAGUAUUUCAAGCCGCCGACGCCGGACAACCUGGCCAGUCCGGAAUGGCGCAAGUGCGUGCGCGACAACCAGGCCAAGUCGUGGAACACGGAGAUAGUCUUGACCACGCCGUCGCGGGUCGUCAUCGACAUGUACAAGAUUAUUCAGGAGGGGCAGUUUCGCUUGCGGCGGGAGACGCUGGACGCAGUCUCUUCGCACUUUCUCGGCGGUGAGACCAAGGAAAACGUAAAGUACAAGGACAUGCUUCGGCUCUUUCACGGCGGACCCGACGAUAGGAAAAAAAUUGCGAGUUACUGCGUCCAGGACUGCAUGCUGCCCCUCAAACUGAUGACCAAGCUCACGACGCUCGCCUCGACGCUCCAGUUUGCCAAGGUCAACAUGAUACCGAUGCGCUACGUGCACGGAAAGGGGCAGCAGAUCAGGGCCUUUUCUCUGAUUUUGCACGAGGCGAAGGCGCGCAACAUGAUCUUUCCCCCCUUUGUGCCGCCCGUCGGUAUGGACAGUUUCCAGGGGGCCACCGUCGUGGAGCCGUACAGGGGCUUUUACCAGAGCCCGGUGCUGACCUUGGACUUUGCGUCUCUUUACCCCUCGAUAAUCAUUGCGUACAAUCUCUGCUUCACGACGCUCAAGACCAACGUCGGAGAAAACGUCGGCGAGAUGGUCUAUCACCGGAACGCGAGGCUGGUGUGUGACAAAGUGUCGGACGAAGAGCCUCGGAGGCAGGCCACGACAGGGGCGGUUUUCUCUCGUGGCAUCAAGCCUGAGCUCAAGAAGAAGCAUAAUGUCAAGCGAUUGCAGAGGGGGCAGACCACUUUGGAUAAGUUUGUAUCCAAAUCUCGCAAGACGUCCGUACCCGCCGCUAUCGCGCGAGCAUCCGCCUCGCACAAAGAGGAGGUGGAGUUUGCCAACGGCGAGAUCCUAACCCCGUCCGGCGAUCGCUUCGUCGACCCGAGCGUGAGACUGGGCGUCAUCCCGAAGGUGAUUGUUCGACUCCUAAACGCUAGACGCGAGGUCCGCGCGGAGAUGAAGAAGGAGACUGACCCUUUCGUCAAGAUGCUGCUCAACAACCAGCAACUGGCCAUAAAGUGCACCGCCAACCCGAUGUACGGCUUCACCGGUGCGCUCGAGAAGGGAGUGCUAUCUUGCGUGCAAGUGUCGCGCAGCGUCACGGCCUUUGGCAGGAGACUCAUCAGGAGGACCAAGGCGUACGUCGGCGAGUAUCAGGAGCGCGUCGACGACGGCGAGUUUGCCGAGGAGUACGUCGAGGUCCCUCCGCCGCGCAACCUUUCCGUAAUAUACGGCGACACCGAUUCCGUGAUGAUCAAGACGCCAGACGGAACCAGCAUCGAGACUGCUCUCGUGUGGGGCGAGAAAAUUUGCGAGUGGAUCAACGGACAUCACCGGCGUCCGAUAGAGUUGGAGUUUGAAAAGAUUUAUUGCCCAUACAUUCUAUUUACGAAAAAGCGCUACGCCGGUAGGAUGUUUGUCGACGCCAACACUCCUCCCAAGGUCGACUGUAAGGGCCUGGAGAACGUGCGGAGAGAUACCUGUCCCUACGUGUCGGAAGUCGUCUCCGAGACCAUUUCGAUCCUGGUGGAGAAGAACGACGUGAAGGGUGCCGUGGCAUACGCGAGCAAAGCCCUGUGCGACCUGAAAAACCAGAAGGUGACCAUAGACAAGUUGUUGAUGACCAGAGCCUUGAGUAAAAAGGAAUACAAAUCUACGAUGCCUCACGUCGAGGUGGCCAGGAAGAUGGCGAGUCGCAAUCCAGGUUCGGAACCGCGGGGAGGAGAGCGCGUUCAGUUUGUGAUGAAGGCGUUCAAACCCUACGAGGUGGAGAGGCUACGGGGGACAGAUUACCUUACCGGCAAGCUGGUAAAGGCGGCGUAUCGCGCCGAAGACCCGGCCCAUCUCUUAAACUCGGUCGACGAGGACAUUGACUACGAGGACUACGUCAAGAUGCUGAAGCCGCCGCUACUCCGGAUAUUUAGCGUCGUCCUCGCGUGCCACGAAGCGGAGGCAGCGCGGAUCGUCUUUGGCGCAAGCGACGGCAUUCGUAAUCGUCCUGCGCUCGAAACGAGUGCGCCGUUGGCCAGGUUUGUAGUCCGCCAGCCUCGCUGUACGAAAUGCAGAAAGAGAAAGAGCUCGUCUUCCGUUGACCAAGGAUGCGACUGCGGCGCUAAUGACGGCGACUGCGACGAGUCCGUCCACGACGGGAUCGGUGCACAUGCCGAGAAGGUCUUGAACUUUUUAGAUAUAUGUAAGCGGUGCACGGGCAAAAAGUCGGCGGGGGAAAUCUCGUGCACGAACCAGGACUGUAAAUAUUUUUUCUUGCGGAAAGAGUGCGCGCGAUUAUUCGAUCGGCGCUACGGCAAAGUGUCUCACGCGGAGUGCAACGAGUGUCGCGGAAAACCGUGUUCGGUGGCCCUCUGCAUGCGGGAGCUGCGGGACAUGUUGGACUGGUGA